Tarenaya hassleriana is the source of this 2364-nucleotide messenger RNA. RefSeq names its product mitogen-activated protein kinase 15-like. Gene Ontology annotation, cellular component: nucleus; cytoplasm. Gene Ontology annotation, molecular function: MAP kinase activity; ATP binding. The record is from RefSeq and is a predicted model, not a curated record. Lineage: Eukaryota; Viridiplantae; Streptophyta; Magnoliopsida; Brassicales; Cleomaceae. The transcript has 12 exons. The coding region runs from base 361 to 2103 and encodes 580 amino acids. Gene Ontology annotation, biological process: protein phosphorylation; intracellular signal transduction.
AACCGUAAACCUGUUCAUACGUUCUUCAUGUUGGUCGCGAUGUGUCUGUUUUAUCAGAAACUUUGAGGUAUGAUCUUAUCGCAAGAAACCCUAAUGGAAUCAUGAACCAAAGUAAAUAUCUUCGGGGUAAAGGCUGCAUUUUUAGUUGAUUUGUUCCAGAAAAAAAAAGAAUAUGUUGUGGGAUGCGUUUUAUAUUUGAUUAUGAGGAGAAGAACAUGGGUCUCAACUCCAUGGGGAAAAAAAUUAAUAAAAAAUAAUAAUUAUCGAGAGAGACGCGGCGAGGAAUGUGGUGGUUUCCAGACAAGUGUUGGGCUGAGAGGAAAAUCGGAACGAAACCCUUUAAUUGUUGACCUCUGAUUCAUGAGUGGUGGUGGAAAUCUCGCCGACGGUGUUCGUCGAUGGCUUUUUCCGGGUCGUCCUCCUUCUUCUUCUUCCGAUCAUCACAAUCAUAAUCCUUCUUCUUUAACCAAUCCCGAUGAGGUGGUCGAACAUGGCGAUUUGAGGGAGAUUACCGUUACCGAAGAUCUUAAUCUGUCUGGGCUACAGCUCAUCAGGGUUCCAAAACGACAUAACUUACCCAUGGAUGCUAACAAGAAGGGUACACAUACAACCGAGUUCUUCACGGAGUAUGGAGAAGCAAGCAGGUACCAGAUUCAAGAAGUCGUCGGAAAAGGAAGCUAUGGUGUUGUAGGUUCUGCUAUAGACACUCACACUGGAGAAAGGGUCGCGAUUAAAAAAAUAAACGAUGUGUUUGAACAUAUCUCUGAUGCAACCAGGAUUUUGCGAGAGAUAAAGUUACUAAGGUUGCUUCGUCAUCCAGAUAUCGUGGAGAUAAAGCACAUUAUGCUUCCUCCUUCUCGACGGGAAUUUCAAGAUAUUUAUGUUGUGUUCGAGUUGAUGGAAUCUGAUCUUCAUCAAGUCAUCAAGGCAAACGAUGAUCUGACUCCUGAGCACCAUCGGUUUUUCUUGUACCAACUUCUUCGGGGUCUGAAAUAUAUUCAUGCCGCUAAUGUAUUUCAUCGGGAUUUGAAACCGAAGAACAUUCUUGCUAAUGCUGAUUGCAAAUUGAAGAUCUGUGAUUUUGGGCUUGCUCGAGUAUCUUUCAAUGACGCCCCAUCAACUAUUUUCUGGACUGAUUAUGUAGCCACUCGAUGGUAUCGUGCCCCGGAACUCUGUGGUUCUUUUUUCUCCAAAUAUACCCCUGCAAUCGAUAUCUGGAGCGUAGGUUGCAUAUUUGCGGAAAUGCUUCUGGGUAAGCCCUUGUUUCCCGGGAAAAAUGUGGUUCACCAGUUGGAUAUUAUGACCGAUUUCCUCGGCACUCCGUCACCUGAAGCCAUAGCAAAGAUUAGGAACGAGAAAGCGAGGAGAUAUAUUAGCAACAUGAGAAAAAAGCAGCCGGUCCCAUUCUCGCGUAAGUUUCCUAAAGCCGACCCCAUGGCCCUCGACUUGCUAUCGCGCCUUCUGGCCUUUGAUCCAAAAGAUCGUCCAACCGCAGCAGAAGCACUAACUGAUCCAUACUUCAGCGGUCUGGCAAGCGUUGAUCGUGAACCAUCCACACAACCGAUUUCAAAGCUCGAGUUCGAGUUUGAGAGAAAGAAGCUAACGAAAGAUGAUAUCAGAGAGUUAAUAUACAGAGAGAUUUUGGAAUACCAUCCACAGAUGUUGGAGGAAUACCUUGAAGGCAGUGACCAGCUUAGUUUCAUGUACCCGAGUGGGGUUGAUCGGUUCAAGAGGCAAUUUGCUCAUCUCGAGGAAAACCCGGGUAGGAUAGGAAGGGAUAACGCACUUCAUAGACAUCAUGCUUCAUUACCGAGAGAGCGGGUUAACAAGAACGAGACGGUUGAGGAGGGCAAAGAACUCGAUAGAAGAACACCACCUGGCAUGGCUGUUGAGGAGAGCAAAGAACUCGAUAGAAGACCCCCCCCUGCCAUGGCUUCAACCCUCGACAGCCCAAAACCCGAGGGUUCAGACAAUGGAGGAGGGUACAGUGCUCGUAACCUGAUGAAGAGCGCUAGUAUCAGCGGCUCCAAAUGUAUCGGUACACAAUCCAAAACCAACAUAGAGGACGCCAUAGCUGAAGAACAAGAUGAAGCAGUCCCUUGAAGUUGAAUCUCUGAUCUUUUUUUCUUACCAUUUCUGUAUGUUUUUACAGAGUUAUAGAAGUGAACUUUUCGUUUUCGCCCUCGUUUACCUGGUUUGGUGAUCUCGGGCUCGGGAUCGAGGCGAGUGGGUUUAAUUGUUGUCUCAAAUAAUUUGGGGGUGAAAGUGUGAAAACAAAAUAAAACUAGGGUUCUCAUGUAAUUUUGUUAUUUGACUGAUGAGAGAUGACUGGUACAAUUACAAGAGGCGCGACAAUUUUUAGCA